Messenger RNA from Folsomia candida, 801 nucleotides. Its product is annotated as interferon-induced, double-stranded RNA-activated protein kinase-like. The record is from RefSeq and is a predicted model, not a curated record. Gene Ontology annotation, molecular function: protein kinase activity; ATP binding. NCBI's taxonomy places the organism in Eukaryota, Metazoa, Arthropoda, Collembola, Entomobryomorpha, Isotomidae. The transcript has a single exon. The coding region runs from base 1 to 801 and encodes 266 amino acids. Gene Ontology annotation, biological process: protein phosphorylation.
AUGGACGCUACCAAUUCAACCCCUCACGAAAAUGUGGUUACUAUUUUGGCCCAUAAGCUUCUUGAACCUGAGGGUCCAAACAUCAUCGACGAAUACAUGCAGGCUACCAAUACUAUUUUAGAACAUGGGAAACGACUUUGUUGUUUAUUCCUGACAGAUAACUUAACCCGUGGUUAUCCCGCCAUCAUAAUUAAAAUGGAACUAUGUGGUCCAACCCUGCAGACAUGGUUACUCAAAAACGAUAAAAAACCUGAACAAGUUAGCAAUGUCGAUAUAGACUUUACGCUGCGCAAACAAAUUACACUUGGGAUGAUUUCUGGCCUAAAAUUUCUCCAUUCCAAGAAUAUUCUGCACCGAGAUUUGAAACCUGAAAAUAUUUAUUUUUCCCACGUCAAGGACUCUGACGAUUUGUUCCAAUGCCCUAUAAAACUUGGAGACUUUGGGCAAUGCCGUAAAGUCCCGGGUGAUGCCACCAUGACACAAACGGCUCAAGUAUGGUCGGAACAGUACCGAGCUAGAGAAGCUAAAGAAUUCGAUGAACUAGGGAACCUCCGGUACGGGCCGAAUGCUGAUUGGUUUUCUGUGGGACUUAUUAUUUUUGAAAUGUUCCACCUGAUUCCCAAGACAGUGCUCAAGACAAAAUUUGCUGACCUAAUUGGAAAAAAGGGUGUUGGUCUGGUAAACGAUUUUCCUGACAUGCCAAAUCUGAAAGAUAUCAUAAUCGGUUUAACCAGAAAAAUGUCUGACGCUAGGGUGCCAACCAUCAAAAAAAUUCGUGACGAUAAUUUUGUUAUGUUUUAA